This is a messenger RNA of Synchytrium microbalum, 2118 nucleotides long. RefSeq lists its product as uncharacterized. Gene Ontology annotation, cellular component: cytosol. Gene Ontology annotation, biological process: formaldehyde catabolic process. The transcript is spliced from 15 exons. The record is from RefSeq and is a predicted model, not a curated record. The coding region runs from base 1 to 2118 and encodes 705 amino acids. Lineage: Eukaryota; Fungi; Chytridiomycota; Chytridiomycetes; Synchytriales; Synchytriaceae. Gene Ontology annotation, molecular function: zinc ion binding; S-(hydroxymethyl)glutathione dehydrogenase [NAD(P)+] activity.
AUGGCAGACACAGUAGGAAAGGUCAUCACCUGUAAAGCUGCAGUUGCAUGGGCAGCCAAGCAACCUCUCUCAAUCGAAACCGUUGAAGUUGGAACGCCACGAGCUGGUGAAGUUCGUAUCAAGCUUUUCGCCACUGGUGUUUGCCAUACUGAUGCAUAUACUCUAUCGGGUGCUGACCCUGAAGGAAAAUUUCCUGUGAUUAUGGGCCAUGAGGGUGGUGGAAUCGUCGAGUCUAUUGGUGAAGGAGUUACCUCUCUCGCUCCAGGAGACCAUGUCAUUCCCUUAUAUAUCCCUGAAUGUCGCAAGUGCAAGUUUUGUACCAGCGGAAAGACCAACCUUUGCUCCGUUGUUCGUGAAACACAAGGUGCUGGUUUGAUGCCCGACAACACUUCCCGUUUCACCUGCAAAGGCCAACAAAUCUUCCAUUACAUGGGAACAUCCACUUUCAGUGAAUACACUGUCGCCUUGGAAAUCUCAGUUGUAAAGGUCAACCCCACCGCUCCACUCGAUCGUGUAUGUCUACUCGGAUGUGGGGUUACUACCGGUUAUGGUGCAGCAGUCAUCACCGCCAAAGUCGAACCAGGAUCCAUCGUCGCAGUAUUUGGCUUGGGAGGUGUUGGACUCUCUGUCAUCCAAGGAGCCAGAAAGUGUGGUGCCAAACGAAUCAUAGGAAUUGACAUGAAUGAAACCAAGUUUGACUUGGCUAAAAAAUUGGGAGCUACCGAGUGUGUGAAUCCGAAAGACUUUGCUGGAAAGCCAAUUCAAACAGUUUUGGUGGAGAUGACUGAUGGUGGUGUCGAUUAUUCGUUUGAAUGUAUUGGAAAUGUAGAUGUCAUGAGAGCUGCCUUGGAAUGCUGUCACAAGGGAUGGGGACAGUCCAUCAUCAUUGGAGUCGCUGCAUCGGGACAAGAAAUCAAGACUCGUCCAUUCCAAUUGGUCACUGGUCGUACAUGGAAGGGCUCUGCUUUUGGUGGUGUAAAAGGAAGAACCCAGUUGCCAGACUUUGUCGAAGACUAUCUUGGUGGCAAACUGGAUCUUGACUCAUAUGUAACGCAUAGUUUCAGUCUGGACGAUAUCAACAAGGCCUUUGAUGUGAUGCACGCUGGAGAAAGUAUCCGCUCGGCGGUCAACGUGUACUCCCCUUUACGGCCAACAAAUCACCCUGUAUCCAGCAUUUCAGCUACAGUUAUUUUCGCACAUGCUACUGGCUUCUGUAAGGAGACAUGGGAGCCUACAAUUCAACGACUCUUCGAAACUUCACCAAACGUGGAAACCUGUGUAGCAUUUGACGCCAGAAAUCACGGAGACAGUGCGCUCUUAAAUCCCCAAUUCAUUAAAGACCAGUCGCCGCCACCGAUGGAAUGGGAUGUAGGGGGUCAGGACUGUGCUAAAGUUGUGGACUUCGUGCUGAGUUUAUGGAACGCUGCUGACGCCAAGAAACCGCUCGACAGAAAGAGUGGUAAAAGGCGAGUGCUCAUUGGUUGCGGGCUCUCGUUUGGUGGCGCCCAAAUUGCUGGAUCUGCUGCUUUGAGAACGUCAGCAUACUCUGCCCUUGUGUUGAUCGAGCCUAUAAUAUACCCCAUGGUUACUGAGGAACCCUCCCAGCCUGUUAGAAAUCCUCUCGCCGAAUCCGCUGGCAGAAGAAAGAAUGGCUUCUCGUCGCUGCAAGAGGUCUACGCCAACUUCACGAGUAAAGGUUUUUUCAAAGUAUGGCAAGACGACGCCCUAUGGGCUUACAUAAACGGAGCAUUCUACGAAGAAGGUGGUAAAUACUGGUUGAAAUGCACGCCAGUCCAGGAAUCAGCCUCGUUUUGGGGAUCUCGAACCUCGACUGUCUUCAACAAGUUACCGGCCAUUCAAGCACCAACGUACAUCGUGUCAGCUACAAAACACAAUCUAGCCGAUCUCCCAAUCAAGCUACCUAGCGGUGAAACAAUCGGAAAGGAUGCCGGUAUCGCCAAAACUCUGCCUCGAUGCAUUGAAGUGGUUCGAGUUGCAACUGGCCAUAUGAUACCGCAAGAGGACAAAGAGUUCGUUGCCAAGUACAUCAACAAGGUGGUACAACAGACUGAAGACCGGGUCAGUGAAGGUAUCAGAAUGAUGCCUGGCAAGCUUUAA